Messenger RNA from Brettanomyces nanus, 3093 nucleotides. RefSeq lists its product as uncharacterized. The record is from RefSeq and is a predicted model, not a curated record. Gene Ontology annotation, cellular component: mitochondrion. Bases 1 to 3093 code for a protein of 1030 amino acids. The transcript has a single exon. Gene Ontology annotation, molecular function: L-glutamate dehydrogenase (NAD+) activity. NCBI's taxonomy places the organism in Eukaryota, Fungi, Ascomycota, Pichiomycetes, Pichiales, Pichiaceae.
AUGUCUUCGUCUCUUGCUGCCAAGCUCUCGGGCAUCACUUUGCACAACAAUUUUAGCGCCCAUUCUUUCGACAACGUUGCGGAGUCGGAAUUGCAAGGCUCCGGCUACCAGUCCCCAAAGUUCUCCGGGAAAAACGCUCAGAUGACUAAGGUUAUGGACAAAUUGGAUGAGACCGGUCUCAUUCCAGAUACUCUCAUUGAACACGAAACUAAAUGGUUUUACGAGCAAUUGGGUAUCGAUGAUACCUUUUUUGCUGCGGAAACCGUUGAUGCAAUUGCUGCUCAUAUUUUGGCUCUCUACUCCUCCAAAGUCGAGGCAUUUGCUUGUGGUAAUGAUGCAACCCAUUUUCACCAUAAGCGCAUUGCUGAGGACGGCUCUCAUGCUGUUUAUUUUGCUACGGAACCCGAUUUUGUCGAGUUUGAGCAUGAAAUUGACGACGAUUUCCUCGACAAAGAGGCAUAUCGCUUGGUUUCUUUCGCCUCAACCUUGCCUAAUGGUGCUAAGUUACUGUGUGACUUUGUCUACAAGUGCAUAUUUAGCGAGAAGGACGGAGCAACUGGUAUAGAUGCCAUCAGUGACACCACCUUCGCUGCUACUGCUACUUCUCACACCAAGGUUCUUUACUCCGAGGUUUUGGGUCAGUUGAUGGCUACUGAUGGUCCUGUCAUCAAACACUUUGCCAUUGCAGCUACCGGCGAGCAGAGAAUUAUUGUUGGCUACAAGAGAGGUACCUCUCCAAGAUACAACUCUGCUCUCUCCUCCUUAGCCGACUAUUACAACGUCAUCUUGAAGCGUAAGUACGUCGAGAAUUUCUCCAACGGCUAUUCUGUAUUGUCCAUGUACAUUGAACACUCUGAUGAUUAUAGUCCCGAAGCAAUCAUUUACCAGAUUACUAAGGAGGCUUCCUUGCUUUACUGCGUUCCAAAUAACUUGUUCCAGGAUAGAUUCGCCGCAGGUGAUAUGUCCGUUCAGGAGUGCAUUUAUGCACAUUGCGCUGUCAUCUUUGCCACUCAUUUCUUGAACAGAUUGGGACCGGAGUACAGCCAAUUGAAGAGUAUUCUUCUUUCUUCUCCAUCUAAAGAUCCUAAGAACCUAGAGCUUAUCUCUAGAUUGAAAGAGCGACUCACUUCUGAAACGUACAGUCAGACCUACAUCCAGGAAUGCCUCGAGAACAACAUUGGUAUUGUUCGUCGGUUGUACCGUCACUUUGUUGAUGUCCAUUACAUCAGCUCGUCUCUUGAAAAGACUCUUUCUUACCAAAGAGUUGCCAAGAUUGUGACAAUUUCAAGUGACGAUCAAUUCAACGAGCUCAUUUCCGAGAUUGGUGCCACUAAUGAAGGAUACGCCUUGGUGUUGCAGGCAUUGUAUGCUUUCAACAAGAGCAUUCUAAAGACUAAUUUCUUUGUCACUUCUAAGCUUGCUAUUUCUUUCAGAUUGAAUCCUACUUUCCUACCUAAGGAUGAAUAUCCAAACACUCCGUUUGGCAUGUUCUUCGUCGUAGGCUCCGACUUCCGUGGCUUCCACAUUAGAUUCAGAGAUAUUGCACGUGGUGGUAUUCGUAUCGUCAAGUCCCGGUCGCUGGAUGCUUAUGCCAAAAACCGUCGUACCAUGUUUGAAGAGAACUAUGGCUUGGCAAGUACCCAGCAAAGGAAAAACAAAGAUAUUCCUGAGGGUGGCUCCAAAGGUGUUAUCCUAUUGGAUGCAGGUGAGGCUCAGAAUAAGACUAAGGAAUGCUUUGCCAAAUAUAUUGACGCUCUUCUUGAUCUAUUGAUCAAGGAUCCUUCUAAGGAAAAUAUUGUUGACCUUUAUGCAAAGCCUGAGAUGUUAUUCAUGGGUCCCGACGAAAACACUGCUGGAUUUGUUGACUGGGCCACUCUACAUGCCAAGAAACGUGGUGCCAAUUUUGGAUUUCCUUGGAAGGCCUUCUUUACUGGAAAGUCUCCAUCCCUAGGUGGUAUUCCUCACGAUCAGUAUGGUAUGACCACUCUUAGUGUUAGAGCUUUCAUUGAAGGCGUCUACGAAAAGUUGGGUAUCACUGAUUGGUCCACUAUUAACAAGUUCCAGAUCGCUGGUGGUGAUGGAGAUUUGGGUUCUAACGAAAUUAAACUUUCUGGAAAUGAGAACUAUGUUGGCCUCGUUGACGGAUUUGGCUGUAUUGUUGACGAGGAUGGAAUUGACAAAGGAGAGUUGUUACGUCUCGCUAACGCUCGUUUGGGUAAUGACCACUUUGACAAAUCGAAGUUAGGACCCAAAGGUUACAUGGUAAUGGUCGAGGACAAGGAUGUCAAGCUUCCUAACGGCCAACACAUUCAGAAUGGAUUGCUUUUCAGAAACAACUUCCACUUGGAAUUGCCUAAGAUCUAUCCAAGCAAGGACUUUGUGAAAUUGUUUGUUCCUUGCGGAGGUAGACCCGCUUCUAUCAAUGCCAACAAUGUUCACUGUCUGUUGGACGAGAAGACAGGUAAGUCAAACAUUCCUAUCAUUGUAGAAGGCGCCAACCUAUUCAUCACUCAGGCUGCCAAGAUAAUUCUUGAACAGAGUGGUGCUAUCGUGUUCAAAGACGCUUCUACAAAUAAGGGCGGAGUGACUUCUUCUUCUAUGGAAGUUUUAGCUGCUUUGGCCUUUGGAGAUGAUGCAUUCCAUCAGCACAUGUGCUUCAAUGAAGAGAUUAAUGAUGUACCAGAAUUCUACAAAUCCUACGUCAAAGAGGUUCAGGAGAUCGUUGUACGUCAUGCCAAAUCCGAAUUUGCUUUAUUGUGGAAGCUGAAGCCGGAAACUGGUAAGACCUUCAGUGAAUUGAGUGAUCAAUUAUCCGUGGCCAUUAACACGUUGGGUGAUGAAUUGAGAGAAUCCAAGGAACUCUGGGACGAUGAUAAGAGGUUUAGAAACGAGGUUUUGGCAGACGCCGUUCCAAAGCUUUUGCUAAGAGCCGUUGGAAUUGACGGCAUCCUCAAAAAUGUGCCUGAAGCUUACUUGAAGGCCAUCUUCGCUACUAAGUUGAGUAGUGAAUUUGUCUACACCAGAGGUGUCGACACCAACCCUGCCAAAUUUUUGGAAUAUAUUUCCAGUUUGAAGAGAAAGCUUGAGAAUUGA